Messenger RNA from Physeter macrocephalus (sperm whale), 4445 nucleotides. RefSeq names its product solute carrier family 35 member E2B (gene SLC35E2B). The record is from RefSeq and is a predicted model, not a curated record. The transcript has 9 exons. Gene Ontology annotation, cellular component: Golgi apparatus. Gene Ontology annotation, molecular function: antiporter activity. The coding region runs from base 716 to 2059 and encodes 447 amino acids. NCBI's taxonomy places the organism in Eukaryota, Metazoa, Chordata, Mammalia, Artiodactyla, Physeteridae.
UGCACACCAACUAUACUUCAAUUUAAAAAAGAAAACAGGGCUUCCCUGGUGGCGCAGUGGUUGAGAGUCCGCCAGGUGCUCCGCUGCAGGUGCGACCAUCCCACUGCAGCCCGCCGCUCACCUGGGCCGAGGUUACGCCCCCAGGCGGAGCUCCCCACAGCUUGGCCAAUCAGUACCCUCUCCAGGGGCGUGGCCUCAGGGUCCAGGUGCCCCUAGAGCUCCUCCGAUGCUAGGAUGCUGGGAAGACAGACACUCCCUCUAUCUUUCCUCUUCUAAAGGAGGAGUGUUGAGGCUGGAAUUUCUGUCCCUUGAAACCAAAACUCGGAGGGCGGCCCCUUAGGGGCUUAUAGGUCCACGAACUGGUUGCCUCUCCUGGGCCGCGGUGGUACGGCCCGGAAGGUACCAAGGGGAGGACGGCGGGGGCCGCCGUCUGGGCUGAAGUGGUACGCCAGAGGAUACCGCGAGGGGGCGCCAUCGCCCCCCCAUCUGGGCGGAGGUGGUACAGCCCGGAAGGUGCCAAGGGGGAAAACCGCGAGGGGCGCCAGCCGAGGUGGUACGGCCCGGGUACCAAGGCCGCGGGUGUCGCCGUCGCCCCACCCCCGCCUGGGCUGAAGUGGUACGGCCCGGAGAGUGCCAAGGGGAUGACUACGGGGAUCGCCCAGCAGCACCACCCCCGACUGGGCUGAGGUGGUACGGCCCGAAGGGUGCCAAGGGGAUGACCAUAGGGUCGCCGUCACCCAGAAUCACCACCGCCGCCUGGGCUGAAGUGCCCGCGCCCCGCCCGGUGCCGCCCGCAUGGCCGCUGCCUCCAUCCCCGCGUCCCUGCCCUGCGCUGCCCGCCGCACCUGAGAUGUCGGCAUCCGCUAAGCCCGCGGCCCUGGCAGAGCUGGCUCCGGGCCCCGGUGAGAAGCCGGGGGGACGGCCGCUCCUGGCCUGGGGCCCCGUGUUUGGCCACCGGAGUGAGAAGAUCGCGUUUGGCCAGAGCGAAGGUGGCCCCGACGGGCAGGCGCUCACGGUCACCGUCACUGAGACGACCGUCAUCGAGGCGGACCUGGGCGUUUGGGGUGCCCGCGCCCUCAUCUACCUCACACUCUGGUUCUUCUUCAGCUUCUGCACCCUGUUUCUCAACAAGUACAUCCUGUCCCUGCUGGAAGGGGAGCCCAGCAUGCUAGGGGCCGUGCAGAUGCUGUCAACCACGCUUAUCGGCUGCGUUAAAAUAUUUGUUCCCUGCUGCUUGUAUCAGCACAAAACCCGGCUUUCUUACCCUCCCAACUUCAUCAUGACCAUGUUGUUCGUGGGUCUCAUGAGGUUUGCAACAGUGGUUUUGGGUCUGGUCAGCCUGAAAAAUGUGGCGGUGUCCUUUGCUGAGACGGUGAAGAGCUCGGCCCCCAUCUUCACUGUGAUCCUGUCCCGGACCGUCCUGGGGGAGCACACCGGGCUGCUGGUCAACCUCUCGCUUAUCCCUGUCAUGGGCGGCCUGGCGCUGUGCACGGCCACCGAGAUGAGCUUCAACUUCCUGGGGUUUUCGGCCGCCUUGUCCACCAACAUCAUGGACUGUUUGCAGAACGUUUUCUCCAAAAAGCUCCUCAGCGGGGACAAAUAUAGGUUCUCGGCUGCGGAGCUUCAGUUCUACACCAGCGCGGCCGCCGUGGCCAUGCUCGUCCCGGCCUGGAUCUUCUUCAUGGACUUGCCGGUCAUCGGGAGGAGCUUCCGCGCCAGCCAGGACGUGCUGCUUCUGCUGCUGGCGGAUGGCGUCCUGUUCCACCUGCAGAGCGUCACGGCCUACGCCCUCAUGGGGAGGAUCUCCCCCGUGACCUUCAGUGUCGCCAGCACCGUCAAGCACGCCCUGUCCAUCUGGCUCAGCGUCAUCGUUUUCGGCAACAGGGUCACCAGCCUGUCAGCCGUGGGCACCGUGCUGGUGACAGCCGGAGUCCUGCUCUACAACAAGGCCAAGCAGCGGCAGCAGGCGGCCAUGCAGAGCCUGGCUGCGGCCACCAGCCAGUGCCCAGACAGCAGCCCUGAGCCGCUGCUCCCCCCGGACCCCCGGCCACACCCCUGAGCCCCGGAGCCUCAGGGGCGCCGCGCACCACGCCCGUGCUCGCCAGCGCGGGACCCCCUUCACCUCUCCCGCUCCCUGGACGGCAGGCGUGGGGCCUCCGGCUCCACGGGUCACGGUCCGGGUGCGGGUGGGCAGCCUUUCCCGCUCUUUCCUGGGAUGUUCGGUCAGAGCUGGGGGAGCUCGAAUCGGGGUCCCAGAUGUCAGCCCCUGGGGCGCAGACCACAGCUGCCACUGAGCCCUUGCCGAGCCACGUGACCUCCUCCUCCCGGCGGCCUCUGCGGACCCCUGCAGCCAGGCCAGGCCCCGAUUCCUCUGUGGGUGACGGCCCCUGGGGACAGCUGCGAAGCCGGGGCUGCAGCCAGGUGCCAGCGGCCUCCCUCCCCACCUGCAGCCGGCGCAGAGAAGCCGCUUCCCCCACGCCAGCCGUCGGCGGCCACCGGAGGUACGUCCGGCUCCUCGGCCGUCAGGGAGUCUGUCCACUGGGCUCGGACAGGCUGCCCCACUGCCCGGACGCGGAGGCCACGGCAUCGGGGCACAGAGCGGAGAGGGGACAGCUGGGGUGCAGAGACCGGGGUUCCCUGCUCCUGAGGAUGGAGUGGCCGGCCCCCGCCUCCCGCCCGGGGCGGAGCUGCCCGCAUCUGCACCACUUAGGAGCGAAGGCGGCCCCACCCCUUUCCGUGCCUGCUGCGCCGAGCUCCUCACCACCUGAAGGUCCAGCCCUCACCUGCGGCCGGGGCGUCCCCAGAGGCCCAGACGUGGCUUCCAGCCCAAGGCUGUGGGCAGCCCCCCGCGGUGUCUGGCUCAGGGAGGGGGCUGCUGUCCCUUCUGCCCCCCCUGGGUGAGAGGCAGGCUGUUCGGAGCGCCCCCGGGGAGCACCCGCCCGCACUCAGCUGGUCAGGAGCCUUGCCUUGUCUCGUCAACGAGGCUUUUAGGACUUUCCCUCGUGAACGAUGAGCAGGACGAGUGUGGAAUAUUUACAGUUUUUGUUAUGCUGCGUUUAAAAUGACAGCGUAGGUUUUUAAAAGGAGACACAGGCGUGGGUGGCUUCUGGAAGGCAUCGUGUAUGCCAGGUAAACCACAAUCAGCCCCGCGGCCCGGCCCGCCGCCUCCAGAGCACACAGACGGACGGCCAGGUGUCUGAGGCCUGUGGUGGGGCUGAGGCUCCGCCCCUCGCUUCACCCCUUGCCCCGCCGCCUGUUGGGAUUUCUGAUCGGGCCGCAGCCCCUCCCUCCCACCAGGCUCGGGCUCUGGGGCUUGUCAGGUGCAGCCCUGCUCGGGGCCCGCAGGCUGGCCGCCUGGCCAUCCCCAGCCAGCCUGCGGACGGAGCCACCCGAGGGCACAAAUCGUUCCCUGAGUCUCAGGCAACAGUCCCAGCUGUUCGGGGCCUGGGCUCCCUGAUUGCUUCUCUGGUUUUCCAGUUGGAUUCUCAACUGGAAAAUAUAAAAUAGCCCCUCCUGGAGAGCAAAUCUCUUGGAAACAAAGAGCAAUAACUACAUCUCAUUAAGUUCCGCUAACUUUAAAAAGCUUGCAAUGAUGAUGGAUUAAAAUGAGGCCUUUUAAACUACAAACAACCUUUUUACGAAGCUGACCUCCUGCUCCAGAGGACGGCGGGUCACACGCACCUUCACCGUGCAGGGGUUGCUCGUGUGACUUUCCCAGGUUUUACCCCUUUCCUCUUUUUCCGCUUCCCCCCAAAACAAAACUAAAGAGGAUUCUUUGGCCGUAGCUGGGGUGGCCGGCUGGUGCAUUGAUCUGAGAGGACCAGAGAGAAAGCACCGUUUCCCUGGGGCUGCUGCCUCUGCCCUCAGACUGUGGCCGCUGUGCCCACGGCUGAUGGUGAGACGUGAACAGAAGGGGCGCAUCUGUGGUCGCCCACGGCAGACUGUCAUCUGAGCGUGAUCAGGUGCCAGCCGCCUGUGUCUGAGUGUUGUUAGGGACCUGGGUCCCUGCCUCCUGUGGACGUGCCCCUCCCUCCACUCUCAUCCUGUUUUGAUUUUCUAGAUAUUAGGACCAAGAAAGAUUUUCCUAAAUUGUUAGUAAAUGAGGCGAUUUCUAGCAAAGCCGCUUUUGAGACUUCUCCUCAUCCCGGGUGGGAGGCCACACAACAUGUGCUGCAGCUGCAGUCUGUCUGCAUCUCCACCCCUAAGUCGCCCACAUGUUGGGCAUUUCCGGGACAGCCCUGCGCCAGGAGUCAAACCCCGCAGCCUGGCAAUGGCAUUUAAUAACCGUACAGACCUGUUUUUUAAUUAACUUUGUCUACUAGUUUUUUAGUAUGUUCUUUUCACUGAACCAUCGCAGGCGUGCUCGUACCAGUGUUGACACUGGGUGUCGUGUGUUACAUUGGGUCCAUUCCUCCUGUGUCUUUGGUCGUUGUCCGUGCCUUUGU